Molecule: messenger RNA, 2861 nt
Organism: Macrosteles quadrilineatus (aster leafhopper)
Lineage: Eukaryota; Metazoa; Arthropoda; Insecta; Hemiptera; Cicadellidae
Exons: 2
Coding region: 998-2278 (426 amino acids)
Molecular function (GO): protein binding
Source: RefSeq, a predicted model, not a curated record
GGCUAAAAGUAAACCAAAUGCGUGUAUUGAUCACUAUUUUCAAAUCUGUGGCACAGAUGUUUUAAUUUCAAAAGAUGUAAACAAAUAAAACCCCAUGUUGUUUUAAUGGGAAAAGUUUUAUUCUGUUGUGAAUUUAUGGUAAAAAAAUAAGAAAAAUAAAUAGUUUUCCCUCAAAAUUCACGUCAAGACCUUUAAAAUAAGACCCCUCCCAUCCUUCUACGGCCAUCCAGUCACUCACAAUUUCUUUACAAAAAUUUGACUUACGGAAUUAUAUAUAUAGAUACAAGUCAUAGCCAAUGCGAAAAGAGUAAAACAAUUAGGGUUGAAAACCAUGGUUUUUAUAAUGUCAGAUAACCUCACUUUGGUUAGAGAACCUGUUGCCGGCAACUGUCAAAAUCAACGGGAUUGUAGGUUAUGUUGACUACGGAUUGAAAAGAUUCUGGCUUAAUUGGAUCGAAGUGGACAGGUGUUUGAUUGAUUAUUUAUUUUCAGCAAUGUGUCAAAAAUUAUGUUUGCUGAAAAAUUGCGUUGGUCAUUGAGGAUUUCAGAUGGGUUGGACUUGGUGUUGCUGUAUAUGUGAAAUUGUUCAAUUAUAUCCAACAUAUAAUUAAUCCAACAUUGACUAUGACUUGUAUUGUCUUAAAUGUUGUGAAACUUUCUACAAAACCCAACGGGUGGAUUCUAUUUUAGAAAAAUUUGGUCUACUAGAUUCCGACUGAUGAUGGACCUUCGGGCCCGAAAUUAAUUUCGGAUCAAAAAACAGGAUUGCUAAGAUAUAAAAAUGUGAAACAAAAUAACCAAGACAACACCAUGAGACAAAAGGCUAAAAACAAGUCAGAAGGUGUUGCCCAUCAGCAUCCCUAAGUCAAUUGUAAGCACGUUUCUAACCGAACCAUUAAUUUAUUUCACUAACAAAAUCCAUAGUGUUAGCAAUUAUAUACACCACAUACAUAGCCUGCUAGAAAUCGCCAGAAUUGUUCAAGACAACAUUUAAAAAAUGGAUGAUUCACAAAUACCAUGUCAUGUAAAUUACUGGCUUACAGAAGCAGAACAUGACUGUUUUUUUGUCCUAGGCUGUGAUGGUAGCCCAGAGGAGAGAAUUGGAGCUAUUAGAGUCUUUCUAAUGGGUUACAGUAAACCUUUAAGGGCUAUGUUGGGGAAUGGUGGAAUGGCUGAAAAAGGCGAUAUCCGAGUGAACGAUGUAGAACCAGAUACAUUCAGAAACUUUUUAAAGUGCAUUUAUGGAGCAAGUCAUCUGGUAAUACCUGAGCUUACUUUUGAGGAAAAGGCUAAACUUCUCUAUGUUUAUGAAAAGUACUUGGUAGAUGAUUUGAAGGAUGAAUUGAUUGAAGAUAUGGAAGAAUCGUUUUCAUUUGUGAACAUGUUUGUUGCUCUUUCCCACCCAGUCUGUCGUGUAACACCAAGUCUUAAGAGAAAAAUGUAUUCAAUUGUGAAGUUCAAUCUAGAAAGAUUAGUAAGUGAUGAUAGAUUUUUGGAGGUGAAUAAGAGUGGAAUAAAGUGGAUACUGCAGUUGGACUAUAUUCCAGUCGAAGAAAUCGAACUGUGGCAUGCAGUUUUGAAAUGGGCCAAAUUCAAAUCAGAUUCAGUGGAAGGAAACGUUCUUCGGCAGUACAUAUUUGACCUUUUAAAACACAUCCGUUUUUUGACAAUGAAACACAAUGAAUUUUGGGACGGGGUUGUUUCUACAGAAAUUCUUAAUAAAGAAGAAAUAAGUGCCAUUUGCCAAUCGUUUGUAUCAAGUAAACCUCAUGACAUUGAUUAUUUGAGUACAAUUAUGGAAAAUCGCUAUGAUAGAUAUCCUGUAUCUGAAUGUACAAAGGGUUGGCGCAAUGAACAUCCUCAGUAUCUUAGCACGCCUCAUUCUGCACAACUUUACUUCUCUGUUAGUUUGACAAACCUUGAACAGAAGCAGGGGAAGUUACAAUAUUCUCAAUCUUAUCCCUGGGCUGGGCAUUUUUGGUACCUCUAUGUUGCUAAACGUGAGGUUGAACAGAAUGACUAUUUACAAGUAUUUAUUGGUUGUCAAGGAAAAACUGAAGAAUUUAACUGUAGUGUUCAUGUUAAGAUACGUCUCAUAAAUCAGUAUGGAAAAUCUGAUGAAACCUACAAUUUUACUACUAUUUUUAGUAUGACAAAUAGUAGUAGGGGAUAUAGAAAGUUUUAUAAUUGGGAAGCUUUACUCAAUGAAGAUAAAGGAUUUGUUAAUGAUGGCAGUGUUGUUAUAGCUGUUGAAAUAGGCUUAGACAAGUCCGACUAAGUAGGGCAAGAUGAUUGAAUCCAAUGGCCAUGUUACGUUUAGUUGGAGAAUACACAGGUUUAUGAAAACAAAUUAACAUCUAUUCCCUUACUCUAUAUAUUUUCCUGAUUUCAUACCAUUCCAUUUAAUAGAGUCUAAAUUUUUAUUUUUGCAACAACCUAGGUUUAUCAACCUUAGCAAACCUAAUAAGGUUUAGCAAACCUGAAUAAUGCUAAUCUUUGCUCCAUACAUAUCAUUGAAUUGUGACAAUAUUUUAAUUAUUGAUUGAUCCAAUACUUUAUAACAGUGUUUUAUUUUAUAUAAUGUAUUGGUAUAUACAGUUUAUCUUACAUUACUGUUUAAAGCUAACAUGACUGUCUAUGAUGUGUGAACAAAACACAGAGAUAAAUUUUGUUAGAUAUAAAAGGUAUCAGUAAACCAAAAUGAUUUGUUAAAUGAGUUAGUUGUUCUAAGUACUUCAUUCAAACUUUAUUGUUGUAAAAAAGUUUAACUAUUUAGUCAUACUUUUUUUGUGUAAUAAAAUAAUACUUAAUCAUUGUAAUUUUGCAUUUUUUCCAUUUUCCAUUUUAGUUUGUAUCUUAUG